Messenger RNA from Ostreobium quekettii, 1317 nucleotides. The record is from the annotation of a GenBank genome assembly. NCBI's taxonomy places the organism in Eukaryota, Viridiplantae, Chlorophyta, Ulvophyceae, Bryopsidales, Ostreobiaceae.
AUGCCCUUCUCCAUCGCUGGGGACGGCGACCAGCUGGCGCUCUUUAGACGCCUCUGCUGCCGCUACCGCAUCGCCACGGACGUGUCCAAGCCCCACCUCUUGGGCGUCAUUGGUCGGGUUUAUUGCAGCGGGCAGCCGGAGCUGUGCUAUGACGUCCAGCGUUACGACAAGAGCGUGUACCUCCGCGUUGAGGAGGCGCGGCGCUGCCUCGUUCGCUCCACGAUGGUCACACCCGUGUACGCGGAGAGGGAGAUAGCCAUGGUUGAGGUGUUGCACCACGCGACAUACGUGAUGUUCUCGGAGAUCAUCAGCCGCCUGUCCAGAUGCCUAGAGGUGAGGCUGCGCCAGGACUGUUCCCGGGGAUCUGUCGGCGGCGGCCGUGCCACGGAUGAAGUCGUCACGCCCGCCGAGCACCGUUGGUGGAUCCGAUGUUUGGAGCCGCGGGCUUGGCUGCGGUUCACUGCAGCCGAAGCUCUCAGGUCCCAGUGUCAGAGUGUGCAGUUGUACAUGGCCGACAUGGACAUUUGUAACCUCCAGCUUGGCCUGCGCAAUUGGGGAGUGGAAAGUGGGCCGAUGACUGGGGAGACGUUAGUUCAGGCAGCAUCUGAAGUUGGCCAAGAAGGCGAUGCUGUGCUUGCGGGGCCUGGCCCUUCAGCAGGGGCAGCUGCAGAGGGAAACGAGCAUAAAACAGGAGACCUAACAUCCUCUGGUCUGGAUGUUCUCAACAGCCUGCCACCAACACUGUCUCCAAUGCCAGGCAAUGAGGUGCCCCAGCCGGAGCAAAUCGAUUUAUUGGAUGAUGAUGAUGAUGGUGAAGACACAGACAACAAGAAGAAUGGCACUUUGCACACCCAGGGUGCAAAGGUAGAAGCCAAUGGCGAUGGCAGGCAGUUGGAGAGGUCUGGCAGUUGUGGUCGAAGCAACAAGAUAGACAACCAGCUAGAAGGGGGAGCAGUGAAGGGGAUAUCCUUGAAAGACCACGAGGCACAGAUUCGUAAGCUCGACGAUGUUGCAGCACGGCUGGGCGUCCACUCAGUGACCCUGAAGCAAACGUGUCAACGGAAUGGUAGAUCGCGCUGGCCAUCAAGGCAGACCCCGAAACUCCACAAAGCGUGGCCCCAGACGGGAUACCAAGGGUCACCACCACCGUUACUGAUGCGGAAGGCAUCUGCCAGGAGCCUGGUCUCCAAGAAUGCCAGAAAGCUGACGUUCUCCCAGAAGGCAGGUGUGACAUCAUUUUUGUGUCUGAUAGCAUACGACUUUGAACCAAUUGUGUGGGCAAGUCUCGAUUGCUGUGACAGCCAUAGGUAUUGGUAG